ACAGGUUCCCCGCCCUGCCCAACCACCCUGUCUUAACCCCACCCGAGCUCUGUGCGGCUCACACCCGCGGCUGAACGUCGUCGGCCCCUAUCCAGCGUGCUGGCCAUGGACACCCUGGGCAGGCUGCUGCUGCUGGUUCCUCUGCUCCUGACACCCGCUGAGGCCCAGCAGGCCUCAGAGCGCCGCCUGAAGCCUUGGCUGGUAGGCCUGGCCGCAGUGGUGGGCUUCCUGUUCAUAGUCUUCGUCCUCAUGCUGGUCAAUCGUGUCUGGUGCGCCAAAGGCAGAGCAGAGGAUGAGGAGGCUACAUUCAGAAUGGAGCACAUUAUGAACGAGAACUCAAAGCCAAGUAAAGCAGACAAGAAGCAGAAGAAGAAGGUGGACAGGAAGGGCGGACAGAGCAAUGAGGCCUUGGAACUAGAGGAGAAGGAGUCCUCGGAUGAGGAGAGAGGCAAGAAAACAGCUUUGUAAAGCCUCUUGUUGCCGGGGGUGCACCAUCCACACACCUCAAGCUGCAGCCACUACCUGAAGCCGGACUGGUGUCAUCUGGGUCUGAAAACUGUCCUCAGAUGAGGAGGUCAGCUCUGCCUGUGGCCCCCACACUCACCCCCACCCUCCCCUGACGCACCACUGGCCUGGUGUCCAUUCCUAUCCAUCUGCCCCUCUUCUGCAUCCUCUCUCACAUCCAAUCUGCCCCCUCCAGGCAUGUUCCUGGGGUCACCUGACUGUCCCUAUGUCUCUGAGCCCCAGUGCUGCUCCUGGGAGCCUUUCUACCCUCUGUCUUGGAGAAGAGACACCCCAUGGUCCAAGCUCUCUGCCCCAUGGUCACUGGGUUCUUUCUGAGGACCUCAUCCAAGCGUCCUCCAGGGCAAGCCGGUUUUGGCAGACAGUUCCAGCAAUGGCCAUGAGGGGGCGGUGUCACCUCCCUGCACCUUCCUUUAAUAAAGGCCCCUAAUGCUGUA
Molecule: messenger RNA, 959 nt
Organism: Mus pahari (shrew mouse)
Lineage: Eukaryota; Metazoa; Chordata; Mammalia; Rodentia; Muridae
Gene: Smim24
Product: small integral membrane protein 24
Exons: 4
Coding region: 106-468 (120 amino acids)
Source: RefSeq, a predicted model, not a curated record